AUGACGACGUUGGAAAUCACCGUCGUCUCCGCCGAGGGUCUUAACAAAUACUCUUCCUAUUUCAACCGCAUCACACCCCUUUUCGCUCUCACCGUCCUUCCCACGCACAUGGUGCACCGCUACGACGGACGAGGACCAACGCGGGAGCACGUGUUCCGCGUCCCAGUGGAUUCCACCUUCUUUUCCGACACGUAUUCGUGCCUGCACCUCCAACUAUUCAUCAAGCGCCGAUUUGUGGGCCCCACGCAACUGGCCUCGUGCCUGAUUCCGGCCUCUGACAUUGGCCUUCUCCCUCCUGAUUCCGUACGCUUCCUCAGCUACCGGCUACGGGCAAGAGACGGUUCCAGAAGCCACGUUAUUGUUAAUCUUUCCAUCAGGUUGCAGGGUUGGGCAUCACCGCCUCUCGACACGUGUCGGACUGUUAUUGGGAUACCCGUCACAGCGGUUCGCAGUUGGCAUCGUUGA
This is a messenger RNA of Abrus precatorius (Indian licorice), 465 nucleotides long. RefSeq lists its product as uncharacterized. The record is from RefSeq and is a predicted model, not a curated record. The coding region runs from base 1 to 465 and encodes 154 amino acids. The transcript has a single exon. NCBI's taxonomy places the organism in Eukaryota, Viridiplantae, Streptophyta, Magnoliopsida, Fabales, Fabaceae.